Molecule: messenger RNA, 798 nt
Organism: Pleurotus ostreatus (oyster mushroom)
Lineage: Eukaryota; Fungi; Basidiomycota; Agaricomycetes; Agaricales; Pleurotaceae
Gene: TAF9
Product: Transcription initiation factor TFIID subunit 9
Exons: 2
Coding region: 1-798 (265 amino acids)
Biological process (GO): DNA-templated transcription initiation; RNA polymerase II preinitiation complex assembly
Cellular component (GO): transcription factor TFIID complex; SAGA complex
Molecular function (GO): protein heterodimerization activity; transcription coactivator activity; RNA polymerase II general transcription initiation factor activity
Source: RefSeq, a predicted model, not a curated record
AUGUCCCGUUCAGCCGCAGUGGACACCCUUCCACCGACAGCGCGUUCAAUCGCGCUACUAAUAGCAUCGACCCCGGGUGUCCAGGAUGCCCAGCCUGGAGUUCUGCACCAAUUACUCGAGUUUGCGCACAGAUAUACCUCACAAAUCAUCACAGAUGGCAUGGUUUACGCGGAGCAUGCGGGGCGGUCGGGAAAGCUCGACAUGGACGAUGUGAUGCUGGCUGUCCAAGCCAGAGUUGGCUGGGAAUUUGGUGGGAGGAUACCGAAAGAGCACACACUUUCUUUGGCUACCCACACAAACGCUUUACCCUUACCAGCCGUUCCGGAAGUCUUUGGCGUACGGCUCCCACCCCCCUCAGAUUGCCUCACCGCAGUAGACUUCGACUUAGUUCCAAACAAACCACCGCCAGGCGUCAAACUCUACGAUGAGGAAGUCGAGGAGAUCGAAGAGUCCGAGUCUGAGGAGGAAGAAUACAUCGAGCCCGCCCCGAUACCGCAGCGGAGUCUGCCGCAAUCCUCUGCCACACCCAUGCCGAUAGACCACGUACGCGAAGAAGCACCGUUCCCUAUCAGCGCGAUUGCAACGCCGUCCGAUAGGGACAUGAUAGGGACGCCUGGUGCUAUGGGGGCUACGCAGACGACUGUCGGAGACGGGGGUAGCGAUAUUGAAGACGAAGACGGCUUGUUUGCGGGAGGGGACGAAGAUGAGGAGAGUGAUGCUGCCAUGGAGGAAGUACAAACUGGUCUUGCAACCAAUGGUGUUAAACGAAAGCUCGUCGAAGAAGACGAUUACGACUAG